This is a messenger RNA of Aricia agestis (brown argus), 1454 nucleotides long. RefSeq names its product E3 ubiquitin-protein ligase SIRP1-like. The coding region runs from base 129 to 917 and encodes 262 amino acids. The record is from RefSeq and is a predicted model, not a curated record. Lineage: Eukaryota; Metazoa; Arthropoda; Insecta; Lepidoptera; Lycaenidae. The transcript has 5 exons.
CAAUUUUAGAUUUGAAGGUACAAUACGUGGAUACCGUACGUUAAAACCAAACGAAGCCAAUUUCGGGUAUAAAAAGCCAUAAAGAGGGUAAAUUAGACUAGCGUAUACGAGGCUAGUAAUUCAUAAAAAUGAGUGUACGACGGAGUCGAGAGGACGAAGUCGAAGACGAACGUGAUAAGUCGAACUAUCGAGGCGUGGGCCUCGCUGCUGCUGUAAUAGCUGUUGGAGUUGGUGUGGGCGCAGCCUUGUACUACUUCUUGAAUAAGAGAAGUGAAAAUAAUCCGCAAGCAGGAGGAUCUUCGCAAAAUUGGCGGUGUGAUGAUACACUUUUUAAACAAAUGGCCUCUGACGAUUCAUACACCACAGUCUCUGAAAACAGCACAACAGACACGAGCAUUAUGUCUGUUGACAGCGGAGACACAGAUAGUUUAAAUAGUGCCUUAAACUUUGAUGGCUCCGACGACCCGAUGAGUGUCAGCUCCCACGACUCGAGUGAAGAGGACUGGACCCAUGAGACUGGCUAUAACACAUUAAACCUCAUCACAACCACAAAUUCAUCUACCUCAGAUAUAAGCGGUAAUUGGGAUACCACUAACUCAUCCAUAGAGCCCUCUGACACCGAGGCAAUAGUAGCACACAUAAGAGUGCUGGAUAGUAUUUUCCCUUCCAACACGACAUGUAUAGCUAGGAACACAAGACUGCAGACAGCAAGGCGUGAAGACCAGGAAGCGAGGAGGCUCCAGGCUUUUCGCGAGCGCUCGUGGACCCUAGAGGAGUGCUCCAUCUGCUUCGACGUGAUCCUGAAGAAUCAGGAGGUGAUGUCGCUGCCGUGCACGCACCAGUUCCACGCCGCCUGCGUCAUGCCCUGGCUGCAGCAGAGCCAGACCUGCCCCAACUGCCGCAAGUCCAUCGACUGAUCACAGAUACUUAAGCAGCUGGAACUGUAGGACCGUAUCUCACUUAACAUGUAACAAAAUCUCUAAGAUGAAAGAUCAAAAUUAAUAAUACCUGAAUUGUUUUGUAUAUACUUCUAAAAUUUAGGGGCACUCUAAUUAGUAAACGAGCAUAAUGUUUUAUUUCAGUAUCAUUAAAACAAGCUGUGAUUAUUAAGAAAAAAAGAAGAAUUGUUGAUAAAAAAAAAGAGUCUCAACUAAAAAUUGUGUUCUUUUUCAAUAAAUAAUAGCAUCUAUUUUGUCUGUAUGUAUAAAAGGCAAAGAUUUCGAUGCUAUUAUAAUCAGAAACAAAGAUUUUUGAAACUAGUCGUUAGAUCUCUCUCCAGACUGAAAAUACACGCUAGAUGGCGUUGGGAACAUUUUACUUGUAGCAUUGGCAGAUAUUUAAAUAGUAUUAUAAUCCGAAAUCUGAAAAGCCGGAAAAAUAUUAAUAGAAAUAGACAACAAAACCUAGUUUUAAACUUCACUGGUAACUAACUUUGAUAAUAAUGACGUAAUGAA